Messenger RNA from Exophiala spinifera, 1410 nucleotides. RefSeq lists its product as uncharacterized. The transcript is spliced from 2 exons. The record is from RefSeq and is a predicted model, not a curated record. The coding region runs from base 1 to 1410 and encodes 469 amino acids. Lineage: Eukaryota; Fungi; Ascomycota; Eurotiomycetes; Chaetothyriales; Herpotrichiellaceae.
AUGCCAUCAUCAUGCAAGCGUGAGCAACCAGUGUCCGGCGGCGGCGUUGACUCCAAAAUGCAACCUGUAAGGACUACACCGCCUGCCAAGGCGAUCAAGACCGAGCGAACACAUGAAGAGAACCAAGAAAGAGCAUAUAUCGCUGCAUCCAGGCGGAGCGACCGAAGUCUUGAGGCGAGGGUCGAGUCGGCACGGCGAGCUUCGGAGAUUCACAAGCGCAGAACUGGUCGGUCACUGCGUGUCACCGAGCAGGAUGUCAUCAACGAGGAAAUGUACGAAGAGGAGGACGAUGACUUACCCCUGCAGUACCGUCGGCUCACUGCACAUCUACAGACGGGAUCGGCCGACUUCAAUCGCAGGCUGGCGGCCUACCUCACGAAUCAGUUGGCAAUGCGAAGCGCAAUGCAGCAGAUGGUCCAGAACUCGUACGCCCAAGCCUAUUCCGGCCAGUUCACGCAGCAGCAGCAACAGCACCAAAACAUGUUUCCAUCACCUAUGCUUCCGCCACAAAACAUGGGCCAAUCUCCGCAGUCCUUGUAUAGAACCUCACCGUAUCCAAAUCCACAUCAUCCCAGCUUCCGCACAAACCAGGGCCGAGCACUCUCCAUGGCCUCAGGUACAACCCAGCAACAUUCAGGCUCAACGUCUCCGAACACCAGCACCACCACGGCGCAACAGCCUCCGGAUACGCUCAGCCAGCGCCGCAUGUCUACGCCGGCCACAAUCAACCCGGGCGAGGUCCAGUCUGAGUCGAAUUAUAUGCAUCAACCUCAGCAGUCCGCUGGAUUCCAGCCCUACUCCAGUCCGAAUGUCUUCCCUCCUCUGUGGCAGGACAUGGGUCCCCUAACGACCUCGCUUCCGCCCGAGUCUCAACAGAUGCUUGCCAACGCACCCGGGUUCGACCCUACAGAUCCUAGCUACUCGAUGCUUAUGCAAGGGAGCGACCAGUAUAUUUCGACGCCCUAUUACCCGUGGCACGACGGUGUACAUGGUGUUGACGGCGGGAUCAAAGGCAUGCCGGUACAUCCGUUAAACUACCCGAGCAUGUCCGUCACCGUGGCUCCUUCGGCACUAGAGCAGAACAACUUCCUUUCUGCUGCCAACAGGAACAAAGACCAACCCAGCAGCAACAAUAGCACAGACGCGACGCCCCAACGGCCGGUGAACCAGCCUCCCACACCAGGUGCAGCUUCUGCCGCUGCUGCCGCGCACGACUUCAGUUUUGGCCAAGACAGCAAAGGAUUUGCAUUUGGGUCUGGUGGCUCAGGUCAGGACACGCCAGCAGGUGAAGGAUUCUGGGACCACUUUGUCAUGGACGAGUCCUGGGACGAUGGGAGCAGCGCUGCCGACAUGCAGAGCAGUGGACUCGUCGCGAAUCCGUCUCCCCAAGGCGUCGAACCGACAGGGUGA